UACUCUGGAAAAACGACUUUUGUGAAUGUGAUUGCGGUAUGAAAAUGCUACAAUGCUGUGGUUUUGUUUUUGUUUUCGAUGUCAUUUCAAUGUGGUAGUUGUUUAUAAUUGUACUUACUGAUGCUCUUUUGCAGUCUGGGCAAUAUAAUGAAGAUAUGAUCCCCACAGUAGGGUUUAAUAUGAGGAAAAUAUCGAAAGGCAAUGUUACCAUAAAGGUAUACUGAUUAUCCAUUAAUAUAUUGACUUUUAAAACAUGGUAUUAUCUGUGUCAAUAUUAAUAUUUGCAUGGUUUUAUAAACUAUAGGUGAUGUGUAACCACUCCCAUGGGAUUCAAAGGACAAAGCGAUUUUUGCCAUUUUGGAUGAAUUUGCAUGACAAACAACCAAAAUCUUUUGUCAAUGUCAUCCAACAUGGCGACAGUGACAUAACUUGCACAUCACCUAUAUCACAAUAACUGCAUUGUUUGACAAAAAAUUUAGAUGCUACACAUUCUCGCAUCAAAAUAUAUAGGGGCAAUUAACCAAUUCCUAUUUAAUACUCAAUGUAUCAAACAAUAAGAUAUUGCCUUUUGCAUAAUUGGUCAUCCCAGAAAACAUCCAUGCCUCCCCGACUGAGGAGAGUGGGAAUUAACUUCCUUACGGACAUCCUAAUACACUUACUAUUACCAGUAGAAAUUCACGGUAGAAAUUUCCUCCGUGGGGGAGUGUGGAUCUUUUCUGGAGUGACCCAAUAUAUAAUUUAUUUUCAGGUUUGGGACAUUGGCGGGCAACCUCGUUUUAGAAGUAUGUGGGAGAGAUACUGCCGUGGCGUGAACUGCAUUGUGUAUGUAAACAUAAGAUUUGUGUAUUUUGUAUUUUCUAGUAAAUACAAGGCAAUAUUUUCUAUGUUGUGUAAUUGGGAUGAAAAGUGUUACUGUCGAUGCAAUAGAAGUGUUGAUAAAAUAUUGCAUCAAUUCAUUUCCUCGAGUUGAUCAAUUCAUACGAAUUCAAAUUUCUUUUUACUUCCUGUGCAUUUCCUAUUGGUCAAUAGGUUCUGAAACGAAAUCUAAUUGGCUCAUCUAAAAGUAACAGGAAGUUGAUCAAUUUUCUAUCAAAUGAAUUGAUCAACUUGAGGAAAUGAAUUGGUGCAAUAUUUUAUCAACACUUCCAUUGCAUCGACAGUAAAAACCUAUAAUCUUUUUGGCAUUCCACUCAAAAUGACUUUGUUUUAGCAAAGUAAAUUUUGUAGUUUACACAGUUAGCAACUUUUUUAAUGCAUCUGGCGGCUGAGAAACACAAAAUAAUAGUUAAUCAUUGAUGCUGUAAAAUUGAUGACAUAUUUAUACAGUAAUAUAAGCAAAACUUACUGAACUUCAGAAAUCAUUUUCUUUUCGGUGUACCAUCUAAAAUCUCUUCAUUACAUAAGAUACGAAAAGUUCUCCUCUUAAUUAAUAAUUAAAAGUACAUGUACAAUUGAGCUUCUUUGGUACAGGCUGGGCAGAGUCAGAUGAAAGUGUCCAUAUUAGCAGGAUGUGUAUAAUGACAUUUUCUCCAUUGUCUCCACUGAAUAUAUAAAUGUCACUGACAAAUCAUCACACAUUUGAUAAUUUUUCAAUUGCAUGAUUUUUGGUGGGAGAUAGAAAACAGUCUGUUGUAGGCAGGCCUCGAAUUUCCCUGAAAUGUAUGUUUGCGAUGUUACUCUGAGUGCAUAUCCACACCGGGCGAGCUUGAAAAAUAUGCCCGGCCACGGUGGGAUUCGAACCUACGACCUUUGGAAUACUAGCCCAAUGCUCUUCCAACUGAGCUACGCGGUCAGGACGGUUCGAGUAAGGGAUAUUUCGGAACAGUAUCUAGUUCCUUCAAUACCAAUGUGUUCUAGUAAUAUGAAUAUUUUUCUGUGCUGGUGUUGUGUACUCAGGUGAAUAAUAUGUUUGCGAUGUUACUCUGAGUGCAUAUCCACACCGGGCGAGCUUGAAAAAUAUGCCCGGCCACGGUGGCAUUCGAACCUACGACCUUUGGAAUACUAGCCCAAUGCUCUUCCAACUGAGCUACGCGGUCAGGGCUAGUAUUCCAAAGGCAGGCUUUCUUGCCAUCCUACUUUUCCUACUUUUUCCUACUUUUCUUCAACUUUCCUACUUUUCCUAUUUUUUAUUAAAAAUUGCUUGAUUUUCCUACUUUUUCCUACUUUUUCUCAUAAAAUCCUACUUUUUUAAGACAGCUUGGGGAAUCAGUAUGUUAUAGCUCUCGUAAUUAGAUCUAUAGGACUCGUAAUUUUUAUUCCCUAUUUGUGUCCCAGAUGAUAAGAUGUCAGGAGGAGAAGUACAUUUUCCAAGUAUAUAAUUUCAUAGCAUCUCUAGAAUCAUAAUCAAUAAAUUAAUGAAGACUCUGAAAGUGCCAUUUCCGACGAUCUAGAGAUUCCAAAUAUUCAACUCCCCCCUCCUCAGUUAAUCAAGCAUCAUAUAUACAGGGCCAUAGCAAUCGGGGGGAGGCUGCAGCUCCCCAAUAAUUUGCUAAUAAUCAUUUUUUUUCAAAAUCAUGCAGACCUUUAUCAUUUAAUCCAUGACAUGCAAACUGCAAAGAAUGAAGAUAUUACCCAUACUUUCCUGCAACUUAUCCAAUAUAUAGUUAAAUACGGCUUCGCCCAUUUAGUACUACUAAAUUGUAAAUUUCGACAUACUAAAACGCUGUUUUCUGACCAUUAGAAUUCUGUCAAAUCUUCCCCAAAGUCCAGGAAAUGGCAUUUCAGAGACUCUAAAUUUAAAAAUUUCUACCCCUUACCACAUAUAUCCUAGGGGGCAAUUUUGUAUAUUUUUGUGUUAUUUGCAUAUCCAAAACUCCUACUUUUGUCCUACUUUUCUACACAUUUUCCUACUUUAUUCCUACUUUUCCUAAAAUUCUAGUCCUACUUUUGUCCUACUUUUCUACACAAGGAUGCCAGAAAGCCUGCAAAGGUCGUAGGUUCGAAUCCCACCGUGGCCGGGCAUAUUUUUCAAGCUCGCCCGGUGUGGAUAUGCACUCAGAGUAACAUCGCAAACAUAUUAUUCACCUGAGUACACAACACCAACACAGAAAAAUUCCCUGAAAUCAAUCGACGGCAAUGGAGUUAAAAAAUGCUGUAGAACGUAAAAGCUGUCUAGGGCAAUUUUGGCAGUUUCCACGUCAUUUUUUCAAGUUACUGUAAUAAAAAUUCAAUUUUAUUGUUAUUUGGAUUGUUGACAAGCUAGAAACAUGUCUACGUAUUUCUUUAGUGUGUUUUUUUUCAAAGAAAAUUCAGACUAAAAUAGUGAUUUACGCAUGAUUUGAUCAACAUCUGAAUUCAAGUAUCAAAAUAGUAAUGCACAGUGAAUAGUACAAUAAUUAUACUAUACGGAAAAAAAUUGCUGUCGUUGCCGCAAUGAUCCACGGCAUUUUGUUCUCCCUCUACGGCAAUUGCCGCGAUAAAAUUUGAGCCUUGGUUGUAGGGUGAGGCAGUUAAUUAGCCUUUCUCACACCACCAUUUUUGGGUGGCUUUUCAGCCAAAGUCUGCAAGAUAAGUCCACAUAACAGCGACUUUUUAUAAUUUUUUGGACGAAUGCUGGUAAUUUGCUUUGUAAAUGGUUGGUUUAUUUUGAAAAAUUGCUUUUCACAUUGUUUUAAUUGUCUUCAUUGGUUAACAAGAAUUAGAUGCCACCCAAAAAUGGUGGAUAUUUGUCAUCAUGAGAAAGGCUAAUUGAUAAGUUGACCUCCCUGCUAGCACACUGUAGUCUCGGCACAAGAUAAAUCAUAUGAUGUGGAAUUUUCAAUACCACAACAUUUGAACUUAAUAACACAAUAAUUUUUUUGUAGAUAUAUGGUUGAUGCUGCCGAUCAUGAUAAAUUUGAUGCUUCGAAAAAUGAACUGCAUAAUUUAUUGGAUAAACCGCAGCUGUCCGGAAUUCCAGUAAGAACGUUUAUCAUUACUGACCGUUCAUUUAAGCAUGCAAAUAUAUGUUUUGUAGCCUAUCAUAGAUUUGUAACUUACUAUUAAUUUGUUGAAAUAACAAAUACUGAACAAGGUUUGUUAUUCGGCAGGUACUUGUGCUUGGAAACAAGCGAGAUUUACCCAACGCAAUAGAUGAGAAAGAAUUGAUAGAAAAAUUGUAAGUAUUUGUUUUAAGGUACCAAUAAAUAAAGUGCAAAAUCAUUAUCACAAUGAAACCUAUAGAUAUACAGAAGUACAUUUUUAUGUACAAUAAUUAUGUGUAUAUCUUUUCUAUGAUUAUAAAGCAUUUCAUUGUGUUAUCUUUCAGAAACCUUUCAUCUGUUCAAGAUCGAGAAAUUUGUUGCUAUUCCAUUUCUUGCAAAGAAAAACAAAAUAUAGGUAUGUUGUUAUGCUUUUUUGCAGGUACAUGUAAGUACAUAUUCGUAAUCUGAAACAGGUAGAACUAGAUAAAAUAGAGGUUGCAUUUUUCCAGGCGAGGAGAUUUAAGGGGAGAUUUUUUAUUACGUACUCAAAACUAAUGAGUGUAACGAACCACUUUUCUAGGUGGACUAUUAACCAAGGAUUUCUGGUUAAGAAUCCACCUAACAUAAUCUGGUUAAUUCAAGCAUAUAGCCGGGUUAAAUUUUAGAGUAUAUAUUAAAUGUUGGAUGGUCAUUUGAGGGCCAGAACUUUUAAUAAUUUCCUCAUACAUGACUUUAAUUAAAGUGGUUACAAUUCCUAACCCUAAAGCUAGUUUACAAGAUCUCCACUAACUACAAUACUAGCAAAUUACUUGUUAUAUACAAGUUAAGUACACCAAUUCUAUAAGAUGGCAUAAAUUACCAAAAAAAAAUUAAACUUUUUUAGGUAAACUACAAAACCCAUUGUACAACCUUUUACUAUUUACAUCAUGUUCAUAUAUCAAAAGCUUAUUUUCACAUAUGAAACAUAUUGCUGCAAAAAAUAUAUACAUGCAGUGUAGGUAUUUAUUGCAGUUUUAAUGUACAGUAUGUGGGUUACAUGGCGUGGUAAUUUGAAAUGUGAAAAUCUCGAAAAAAUUAUUAUGUAGUGACAUUACUAUAUAUGUGACAGAUUCAAGUAAUUAUUUUAAUAGGCAAAAAAAUAUAUAGGCCAAUUAUAUUGCUUGUGUUCAUACUUGUAAAAAAAAAUCAUACUGUUAACCAUUCACAAUUUAUAAAGAUAAUGAAAGGUUAGUAUACAACCUAAUAUAUUGGAAUAUUUCUGCAAAGAGUGAAACUAAAUGUUGCAAGUACUCCAAUGUUACAGAGUGAGUACAUAAUUGAUACAGAUAGGUAGAAACUGUAAGUUUUAUUAGAACAGAUCAACAGAUUAUUCUAAUAGUGAAGCUAAUCUAGAAAUUAUAUUAAGGUGGUAAGGGACCUGGGUUCAUAGUCAUUUAUCAAAGUAGUCACCUUAAGUUUUGUUUAUAUAAGUGUCUUGCCUGACUUACAAUUUUUCAAGUCAUUGGGAAUUGAAUUCCAUAAAUUUCAAAUUCCCUUUUUUGUUUUGUAGAUAUAACUCUACAGUGGCUGAUGAACCACUCAAAAUCAAAGAGUUAG
Messenger RNA from Paramuricea clavata, 5498 nucleotides. NCBI's taxonomy places the organism in Eukaryota, Metazoa, Cnidaria, Anthozoa, Malacalcyonacea, Plexauridae. The record is from the annotation of a GenBank genome assembly.